AUGGCGGCCACGAACCGGGCGCGGCCGCAGCCCCGCGCCAACAUAUCCUUCUUCUCGAAGAUCCAGGGCAAGAUCAGCGACGCGUGCGCCCAGCAGAAGUUCCUCACCGAUAAGAAAACGCUCGAGAAGACGUGGAAGCUGAUGGACAAGGUGGUGAAGCUGUGCCAGCAGUCGAAGAUGAAUCUCAAGAACAGCCCGCCGUUCAUACUGGACAUCCUGCCCGACACCUACCAGCGGCUGCACCUGAUCUACUCCAAGUACGAGGACCAGAUGCACCUGCUGCACUCGAACGAGCACUACAACAUCUUCAUCAACAACCUGAUGCGCAAGUGCAAGCAAGCGAUCAAGCUGUUCAAGGAGGGCAAGGAGAAGAUGUUCGACGAGAACUCGCACUACCGGCGUAACCUCACCAAGCUCAGUCUCGUCUUCUCGCACAUGCUGUCCGAGCUGAAAGCCAUCUUCCCGAAUGGGCUGUUCGCGGGUGAUCAGUUUCGCAUUACCAAAGCAGAUGCGGCUGAAUUUUGGAAAACGCGUUUCGGAAACAGUACACUCGUUCCCUGGAAGCUGUUCCGAUUCGAGCUCUCCUUGGUGCAUCCGAUAUCCUCCGGGCUGGAAGCGAUGGCGCUUAAAACCACCAUAGACUUAACGUGCAAUGAUUAUAUAUCAAAUUUUGAAUUUGAUGUGUUUACAAGGCUGUUUCAACCCUGGAAUACGUUGCUGAGAAAUUGGCAAAUCCUUGCUGUGACCCACCCGGGCUACGUAGCUUUCCUAACCUACGACGAAGUCAAAGCACGCUUACAAAAGUAUAUCACUAAGGCUGGUAGUUAUGUUUUCAGAUUAUCUUGCACGCGGUUAGGACAGUGGGCGAUAGGAUACGUGACGCAAGAGGGUGAAAUCCUGCAGACGAUCCCACAGAAUAAGUCAUUAUGUCAAGCUUUACUAGACGGCCAUAGAGAAGGGUUCUAUCUGUACCCGGAUGGCAAGCCAAACAAUCCGGACCUGUCGUUUGCCGUGCAGAGUCCGCUCGAGGAUCAUAUCACCGUGACGCAGGAGCAGUACGAGCUGUACUGUGAGAUGGGGAGCACCUUCCAGCUGUGCAAAAUCUGCGCGGAAAACGAUAAAGACAUUCGCAUCGAACCGUGCGGCCAUCUGCUGUGCACACCCUGCCUGACGGCCUGGCAGGUGGACUCGGAGGGUCAGGGUUGUCCGUUCUGUCGGGCGGAAAUCAAAGGCACGGAACAGAUCGUGGUCGACGCGUUCGAUCCGAAACGGCAGCACAACCGCAACUCGGCCAACGGACGUCAGCAGCUGCAGAACGAUGACCACGAUGACGAUACGGAGGACGAUUUCAAUAUCGCCACCUCAUCUCUGCACGCGCUGAGCAACAGCAUGACGCUGGCACGGAACAACAACGACAAGCAAAGCCCCCACUCGUCGCCCCGGUUACCCCGCCGGCAGCUGCAACAAUCGACGCCACCACCACCACCGCCACCCUCGUCCUGUCAACCGACCUCGCAGGCACCCUCGGCCCCGAUCCUCUCCGGGAGCGACAUUUACGCGGGUGGUCCUUCGGCGGCCGUACUUCUGCUCGGCAUGUCCUCGAGUCCUGGCCCUGGAGGUGGGGGAGGGACGCCCGUUCCGAUGGGGCCCCCCACAGCAUCCGGUGGCACCGGUUCCGCCUGCACAACCUCCUGCCCCGGGACGCACGCAUCCUGCAACUCAUCGCCCUCGUCCGCAUCCUCGACCACUUCUUCGUCCUCGUCGUCCUCUUCGUCCUCUACCACAUCCUCCUCGUCCUCUUCCUCUUCCUCCACGUCCUCGUCGUCCUCGGCGUCCUCAACCACCACGUCAUCCGGUGCCGGUGGCACAGGAACCUCGACGGUAUCCCAUCCAUCGGUAGCUACCGGACCGGCACCACCGACACUAGCAGGAGCUACCGUGUCUCACACGGUCAACGGGAACCUGGCCACACACACGAACAUCUCGCUCAACAGCUGCGGGGCCACAGGAGGCCAUAGCAACCUGGUCAAGUGUAACAAAUCUUCCUCCUCUUCGCUUCUACCACAGGGUGGUUCGAGCGGCUCCGGAGCCAGUGGUAGCGGUGCUGGUGGUGGAGUAGGUCCUUGCGGUGGAUCUCAUCAACCGCCACACCAGGCUAACCGGUUAAGCGCCCCCGUCGGCAGCGGUGUGUCCGGUGUCGGUUCCGGCGGUUCCCCAAGCAGCUAUCUCAUCCUGAAAGCACUCAACAAGGCGCUCUCGAGUGAAUCCGCGGCCACCGGAUGUCCGGGUGGUUCGAUGGAGUCGAUCUACCAACACGGGUACCGGCAGUGCACGACGACACCACCACCAUUGCCACCACGGAAGUCCUCACCCGGCAUCCUGGCCGGUGCCAGUGACGCACGUCUACAAAAGGGAGCGGUUGCGUGUGGCAACCGAGUGGUGGGGACACCAAUGGCCACCUCAAGUCAAACACCGCAACACCUGCAUCCAAGUAGCGCACCCAGGAGUGCGAAUCAAAUCAACGGAGCCUCGAGUAUGGGCAACCUCGCGAGUCACACAGGUGGAGCGUUACAUCUCAGCCGCAGUUCGGAGAAUCUUCCCUCGUUGGCAUCGACUCAACCACCACCACCACCGGUUCCGAAGCAUCAAAACAUCGUGGUGACCACACAGGAUCCGCAACACACCGUGCAACAGCUGCACAACGCCGGAUGUCCUUGCUCAAGCAACAACACGCAACCGUUGGUAGAUCCUUUUGCGGUCGGUGAUGGCGUCGGUACGGACAAAGUGAUUGUCGGACCGGCGGAGACGAUCGUCGGUAUCAUUGAUACGCGGCCACCGGAGGCGCGUCAUCCGAUUAUCCUGAAGGUGGACGAAAAGCCGGACCAGAGUCUCAUUCUAACGGCCGCCCUAACGCCUAACAACGUGUACCAGUUCAAGCCGACGAGUGUAUCCGCUAGCAGUGGCAAUUUGAACGGGCUUGUCACGGUGCAAGCCGGAUCAACGGCCAAUGAUUCGGUGCUAGCGAGCGGUGGUGGUGAGCCAGCGGUCAGUACGGCAGCAACGAUCGUGUUUAAACCAGCCCCAGCUCAACCACAACCAACACCACAACGACAACCCCAGCCACAACCCCGGACACAGUUCACACAACCGGUUCAACCCGUACAGACGACACCGACGGUGGCCAAUGUCUCAACAACGGCGACCACCUCAAACAACCACCAACGGCAUCAGUCGCUGCCGGCGAACAGUGCGGCGGUUGGGGCGAAGAUCCUGCCCCAUCCACCAUCGAAGUCGAUCACCUCCUCGCAGCUAGCGGCCUCGGCAGCAGGACGGCCAUCGUCUUCCGGUAACGGCCAUCCGUUGCUGUACGAAAACGUGAGCCUAGCGUCGAGCGGACCGCUUAAGGACUGCCCCAGCAACCAUCGGCAGCAUGGUAGCAACAACAACAACCACCUGGCGAGCUCGGGGAGUGGUGGAGGCGUGGGUCCUGAAGGACGUCCCGGACCAACGCUUAGUUCAGCGCUCAACAACAACAACAAUCCGAAUGUACCGUACGAGAACAUCAACCUCGAGUACAUCGCGCGGUUGAUGCAGGAGGGCUACUCGAAGGAGAACGUCAUCACGGCACUUGGGAUCUCGCGGAACAACAUCGAGAUGGCGUGCGACAUCCUGCACGAGUUCGUGAGCAAGAGUGGCGGCGGUGAGGAUGUGCGCCUGAUGGCGGAGUUGCACAUCAUCGGCGAGUUGAGGACGGCAGUGGACUUCGACGAACCGAAUCUGUUUUGUCGGUGGAGUAUCCAAUUCGGUUCGAACUGGAAGGCAAUCGAGGGCCACACGGAGGGUCAGUCCUGUUGCAGUACGGCUCGGAUCGACCACAGAUCGGACUUUGGCACUCCGAUUGAUCUACACCUUGCGACGAGAGGUCUCCAGGGUUGGCCAAAGUUGCACGUCGAAGUUUACGCGGUUAACGCGCUCCGAAACUAUUGGCCCGUUGGCUACGGGUUUGCAUUUGUGCCGGUCCGACCCGGUCAUCACCGAGUGCGUAUUGCCACGUGGCGUGUAACAUCAUCUGCGUUGACCGACGUGGUCCGCGAACGGUUCCAUACCGGCGGGAUUUCGCUUGCCAAAAGUGACAUCGCGUUCUCCGGCAUCGAGCGUAUGGAGUGGAGCUACAUUAGCCGGUUGGUCGUGGUCCUGCUACUGCUUGUUUUUACCGUCCAGGGAUCUGAUAGGAACGUGCAGCGGUUCGUCAAGAUUGACGUGUCUAAGAUAAACGUGAAGAAUGCUUCCGAUCCUAACAGCGCUAACACCAGCACAACGACCGUUGUUAAUGAACCGGUGACGGAGGCAUCGACCACAAUCUCUACGGCGGAGCAAAGUACCCCCACUGUGACUUCUACGACUCCUAUUCCAGCUUCCACGGUGUCUAUCCCUAGUGAUCAUGGAACCACGGCCAGCCUUCCCACAUCGACUCCAGGCGCAGUGCCAACGGAUCCGUCCCCACUGCCUUUUACGCCAGGACGUGCCGCAAAACUAGUGCCCGAAGGAUACUACUGCCGGUGUGACCUGACGAUCAACGCCUGCGACGUUAACUGCUGCUGCGAUAUCGAUUGUGACAAGGUGAUGCUCCGAUCGUUCGAUUGUAAUGAAGAGACACUCCACAAGGACGAGUACCACCACAACGAAGGACUUCAGUCGUGCCGUGUCCAAGGUGGCCUGUUUUGUCUCGUCGAGCCUAUUUAUGAGGAAGGUGAUGAUAGUCACUACGACACAAAGCGACUACCACACGCCACUCGUCACAAGUGGAAGGACUUAUUUCCCGUUGAUGUAUCUCCAUCUUCCUCCUCUUCCUCGGCAGAAGACAUCCGGUACGAUCAGUACCGUGUGGACGACGUCGUGUACUUUUACAAUGAAUCCAGCGAGCUGGUACAACCGUUCGUCCUUCCAUAUUCUCUUACCGGAGGUACCUGCCAAGUGGAGCAACCGGUGCGUUUCCUACGCGAUAGAAUCGAUCUCUGUCGGCGAACCGUAGACGAACUAGGUGAUUUCAAUCGUGCGUUCCUACGCCACCACGCGGCACAGACGCGCUUCUUUCGUACGCCCAAAAAAUCAACCGUCAUGGAACGGUACUGUGCGGAUGAUGUCGAUUGUCUUAAUGCGACGCUUUCGGUUUGUCACUCGAAUGGGAACGAUUGGAACUGCACGCAGGAUGCGACGAACAGCAGUAGUACUAACACUAUGGCAGAAUCAAUCGAAAACGAUUCCGGUGUAAGCUGUCAAGGAAUUGAGAUAACUUUCAUCCAUAACUAUACCCACCUUUUAGAGGUGCGGAUGAAGAUAACUUGCCAGUCAUAUCCUGCUGAUCAGGAACUCUGGGAAGAGAUCGUGUGGCAACGGAUCACUGUGCGGUUUGCCGAUACGACUCCUCCAGGGAAAAGCAACGUUAUCCGAUCAGUGAGUGGUAACAUAGGUUACCUCACCGGUAAGCCGCUGAUUGUGACGCAUAUGCAGCUACCAUCGAACAACACUGCCACAAACCAGGAUACUCCUGCCGAAAACAUGCCCAAUCCCAUGCUGGCGUACUUCACCAACGGAACGCGUCUACCGGAUGGUGUUUUCCGCCUACGGGUACCCAUGAGCCGCAGGAACCGGUGUGUACCGGUCAGCAUGGAACAUGGAAUGAUCGAUUUCGGAGUCGAUUCACAUCAUCGUUGCAAUUAUGUUCCAAUGGAAUUCACCAACCAAACGGGAAGCCCCCAAAAUUUCACCCGUUUCUGCUCCGAUCUACAGCAGGGUCUAUACGGUCAGCUGCUGCCCGGAGUUCAUCGCAUGCCGGCCACAUCCGCCGGCGAAGGAUACGACCGGCUUAACCUGUACCUCUCGAAAUACGCCAAUCCACGUAACCGCACCGCGGACUGGGUGCAGGUACGGUCAACCAACGUCAUCGCAAGCGCCCAACCCGGUGCUGAACCGUCCGACCCUACCGACGGAUACUUCACCUGCAGUAACAUGCUCAUCAACGUGGACUAUCGGUUCUACUAUGCGCGGGAACGUGUGAGAGGCGUACGGCAUCAGGCCAUCCUGCGAGAUGCAGAAAUCGUGUUCGGACCUCGGGUCAACUUGCGCUUCCGGCUGGAUGAGGACAUUCGUGUGCCCAUAUUCGUGCAGGUACAGUUUUUCGAUCUAACAUCAUCGUCGGUUGGUGUCCUGUCAUGGCCGGAAUUUACAGUCUUACCUGUGGUGUCCGGUUUACUAAUCAUCAUGGGGUCUUGUUAGAGGUGAUCGGAUGUUUUACAAAAAUGUGUUUGUCCGUACUUCAACGGUUUCGGUGUUCAAUUCCGUUCUGUAUCUAGUAUUUUCCAAAAAUAUGGCGUCCUUGUCGAGUAUUCAAACAACCUGACGACAUUUGGUCGCAUAUAAAGCGACAAAUUAGAUGAUCACUUAAGAAAACUGUAAACAUUCGUAAUUUAUUACUAUUUGAUUGCCGAACACGUGUUUGGAAAAGUGAAUAGAAUUUAAUUUACCAUUUAGUUACGUAAAUGUUCGUUUCUUUGGCUCUUAUACUAACU
Messenger RNA from Anopheles nili, 6569 nucleotides. RefSeq lists its product as uncharacterized. Lineage: Eukaryota; Metazoa; Arthropoda; Insecta; Diptera; Culicidae. Bases 1 to 6276 code for a protein of 2091 amino acids. Gene Ontology annotation, biological process: negative regulation of epidermal growth factor-activated receptor activity; cell surface receptor signaling pathway. The record is from RefSeq and is a predicted model, not a curated record. The transcript is spliced from 13 exons. Gene Ontology annotation, molecular function: ubiquitin protein ligase activity; phosphotyrosine residue binding; receptor tyrosine kinase binding. Gene Ontology annotation, cellular component: plasma membrane; membrane raft.